Gossypium arboreum is the source of this 1228-nucleotide messenger RNA. RefSeq lists its product as uncharacterized. The transcript has 3 exons. Gene Ontology annotation, cellular component: mitochondrial matrix. The record is from RefSeq and is a predicted model, not a curated record. The coding region runs from base 91 to 861 and encodes 256 amino acids. NCBI's taxonomy places the organism in Eukaryota, Viridiplantae, Streptophyta, Magnoliopsida, Malvales, Malvaceae.
AGCCCAUCAGUACCUCAACAUGAAUGCUGCCUUUAAAACAACCUAAAACCCUCUCCACCGUUCCUAAAACCCUAGCAAACUUUCUCCCCCAUGGCUUUCACUUCCAUUCUCCGGAAAACAGCUAACUCCUUAGCUCCACUCGCGAUUCGACUCACCCGAGUCCAGAGAAGCUACCACACUUGCAUCUUCACGGCCUUGAACCAUGGCCUCCAGUCUCAGCAUCCUACUGUGAACCGUUUUUACCCAAACACCCUGCAUUUCUCAACGGCUGUUGAUUCUCAAAAAUCCGCUUCUGAUGAGUCUCUUCUCCGAGUUAUUGAGUCUGAGAUUCAGUGUGCCGAGGAGAGUGAUGAAUAUGAUCAGGCUGAAGGAACCCCAAGUGAAUUCCCUUUCAAAAUCGAAGACACUCCUGGGCUUCAAACCAUAACAUUGACACGAGAGUAUGAUGGUGAACUCAUCAAAGUUAAUGUUCACAUGCCUGAUCUUGUCACUGGUCAAGGCGAAGCGGAUGAUGACGAUGAUGAUGACACUGAAAAGCCUAGUAAAUCAAAUGUCCCAUUGGUUGUUAAUGUCUCAAAAAAAGGCGGUCCGAGUUUAGAGUUCAACUGUACCGCUUACCCUGAUGAGAUUACCAUAGAUAGUUUGUCCGUUCGAAAUCCCAACUCCGAGGAUGAACUCGCCUAUGAAGGCCCAGAUUUCUAUGAUUUGGAUGAGAACCUGCAGAAGGCUUUUCACAAGUAUUUGGAGAUCCGAGGAAUCAAACCGAGCACCACAAAUUACUUGCACGAGUACAUGAUUAAUAAGGAUGGCCGGGAGUAUAUUCUGUGGUUGAAGAACCUCAAGAAGUUCAUUGAAGAAUGAGUAGUUUAUGAAAAAUGGUAAGGUCAAACUAGCACCGUUCCGAGUUGUUGUAUGAACUAAGAUACGAGUAGUUUUAUCUAUUUUUAAAGAGAUUAGGUCGUCUUUUUGGGUUAGAAUUCGGUCCAUUUCCGGUACACAUUCUUCAUUAUCAUUCACAUGGUGAAGAAUCCAUCCAUUAAAUUAUAUUUGUGAGUGAAUAGUGAAAAUAUGUAUUGGAGGGUUGGGAGGGGAGAUAAAAAAAAUAAACUAUAGACUUGUUUUUAUUUGAUUUCUAGCCAUCUCAAAGUCAUUGUUAUCAUUUAUGUGAUUUAAACAUAUUCACCCCAUCAGGAAAAGGAUUUUAUCAACAAAAGUAGAGUUCAGAGAA